AUGGCUGCCAAGCAACCUGCUCUGGACUUCUUGACCUUUGUCAAUGCUGCUCCUACCCCUUUCCAUGCCGUCCACGAAGCGAAACAGCUUCUGGAUAAGGCUGGCUUUCAAGAAAUCAAGGAAAGAGACUCUUGGGCGUCGACCUGCCAACCGGGAGGCAAGUACUACUUGACUCGCAACACUACUACCCUCGUGGCUUUUGCGAUCGGCAAGCAAUGGCAGCCGGGCAAUGCCAUCUCUAUGAUCGGUGCCCACACCGACUCUCCGGUGUUGAGGGUCAAACCCGUUAGCAAGAAGAGCGGGGAAGGCUUCGUCCAGGUCGGUGUAGAGACCUACGGCGGAGGCAUCUGGCACACUUGGUUCGAUCGUGAUCUCGGUGUCGCUGGGCGGGUUAUGACUCGCGAAAGCGAUGGAUCCAUCGUGCAGAAACUGGUCAAGAUUGACCGUCCCAUCCUCCGUGUUCCAACACUGGCCAUCCAUCUGGACCGCCAGGAAAACUUUUCAUUCAAUAAGGAAACACAGCUGUUCCCUAUCGCUGGCCUUAUUGCUGCAGAGCUUAACCGCAAUGAUGGAGCCGACACCCCUGAUACAGACAAGGGUGGGGAAUUAUUCUCACCAUUGAAAUCUGUCACAGAACGUCACCACUCUCACUUCGUUGAGCUUAUUGCUAACGAGGCUGGUGUCAGUCCCAGUGAUAUUCUGGACUUUGAAAUGAUCCUCUUCGACACUCAAAAGUCCUGUCUCGGCGGUAUGCUGGAGGAAUUCAUCUUCUCCCCUCGUCUAGACAACCUGAACAGCACUUUCUGUGCUACAGUUGGUCUGAUUGACUCCGUGGCCGAUAAAUCAGCCCUCGACGACGAGGAAGCGAUCCGCCUGAUUGCCUUGUUUGACCACGAGGAAAUCGGAAGCCGCACAGCACAGGGUGCGGACUCGAACAUUCUUCCAUCGAUCAUUCGCCGUCUAUCCGUCCUCCCAUCCUCCUCCUCCAAGAGCACCGACCUGUCAACUGCCUACGAGCAGACUCUGUCCACCUCCUUCCUUGUCUCUGCCGACAUGGCUCAUUCGGUCAACCCGAACUAUUCGGGGAAGUACGAAUCAGACCAUAAGCCGGAGAUGAACAAAGGCUUGGUGAUUAAGAUCAACGCCAACGCUCGCUAUGCGACGAACUCUCCUGGAAUUGUUCUCCUGGAGGAGAUUGCGCGCAAGACCACCAAGGAGACUGGCGUCCACGUUCCUCUUCAGCUCUUUGUGGUCCGUAAUGACUCGAGCUGUGGCAGCACCAUUGGCCCUAUGCUGUCUGCUGCGCUGGGCGCGCGGACACUUGAUCUAGGCAAUCCCCAGCUCAGUAUGCACAGUAUCCGUGAAACAGGUGCUCUCCGGGAGGCGUUGAUUGAAUUCGAGGGUAUUCUGACGGAGGAGCAAAGGGGACUCUAUAAAGUCAGCGCUACGAAACCAGACGUUGCGAGCGUCAUCGCAUUCGUGACGGAGAUCGACGCCAACAACAGCACGACAAGGAGAUGUGUGGCACCGAGGUUGUGUACAUUUCUGGAGGCGACACAACAGUUCAGUGAUGUCGUGGGUACAUUUAUCAGCUCCAAUCCUCAAAUCGCCGCCCUAAUCUGGGGCGGCGUUAAGAUGGCUAUAUUGACGGCAAGCAAUAUUACAUCUUACUUCGACAAGGUCACAAAAAUGAUUAUGGAGAUCGGAAGGUCGUGUCCAACCUAUCAACAAUUUGGUCAACUUUAUCCCGACUGUAUCAGCCUUCAACGUGAGCUAUGCGAGUACUAUGCAGCCAUCGUCCAAUUGUGUACCAAGAUCAUCGAAGUAUCAAGACGCCCGCCGAUCACGCAAACUUUAUCGUCUAUUUUCAAUCCCUUCGAGUCUGAUUUCAAAAGCCCUCUCGAUAAACUAAAGCAAGCUACAAAGGACAUACAGCUGCAGAUAUCACUUGCCUCAAAGCAGGCUAACGAGGAAACAAAAAAAUUGCUGGAAAACGAGAGCCAAAAUAACGCAGCAUCCCGAAAGUUGACAAAUAAAUUCCGAAAAGAAACCCAAAAGGAACACACUGAGGCGCACCAGUGGAGAAUCCACAUGAUGAAGAGGGAAGCUGCAAGCUUGAGAUCUAGCAUUAGACAAAAUCUUUCUACCAUCGACUACGUCAAACCCUGGAAGCAAGCUAUCCAACAACGCGUGCCCUCCACAGCGGAGUGGCUACUGCAAGAGUUCCUUUUCCAUGAUUGGCAAGAUGACCAAAAUACUGCAAUUCUCUGGUGCCCAGGCACGAUGGGUAUGGGAAAGACAGUGCUUAUAUCUAAUGUGGUUGCCCAACUUCAUGCCUCACGAAAUACCAAUGACAUUAUUUCCUAUUACAUUUGUCGUGCGGACAACACUGCAUCUCUGUCAGCGAGAAACAUUAUCGGGAGUCUUGCUCGUCAAAUAUUAGACUCUCAGAUCAAACACGCUGAAGAUGAAAGUCUACAACGCCUAUACGAGGAUAGCAAUGACCUCAAUACGGCUGAAGUAGUUGAUUUCGUACUGUCUCGGCUCCACGAUGACAAUACAUACUAUCUAGCUAUUGAUGGACUGGAUGAAUGUGAACCUGUCGAGAUCCGGAAGGUGGCGCAGAGUGUGGCCAAACUUUGUAACAUGCGCGUUAAAAACUUCAAAGUUCUCUAUACAGGCCGCCCGGAGCUUGAAAACCAAUUGUUUGGAGCCAUGAAACCCAAAUACAAAAUCCCGGUGACCGAGACAAAAGUUGACUUGGAGAUGGAUCGCUAUAUUGCCGCGGCUAUAGGCAACUGCCUAGAAGACAAACAAUUGAUCUUGGGGGAUCCCACGCUCAUUGUGAAGAUAUUUGAAACCCUAAAAAAGGGAUCCAACGGAAUGUUCCUCUGGACGCGUCUUUUCAUCGAAGAGCUCUGCGAACAAGGCAGUGACAGCGACAUCUUAGAUGCAUUGAAGCAUCCCCCUCGUGGCCUAUCUGAAAUAUUUGACAGAAAACUCAGCCGUGUACGGGAGAGAACCUUGGGAAAAGACGCGUUCAAAAUUCUCCAAUUUUGUGGUGUGAUGAAGCGGCCAUUGACAGCGAUGGAAUACCAGGAGGUUUUAGGUCUUUUUCCUGGACAAAUGUCUCUUGACCGAAAAAAGCUCCCCAACGACAUGAAUAAGAGGGAAAUGGACGAACAGCGCUCCAGGCAGCAGCGCAAGGAGGUCAUCUCAAGGUCGUGGAGCGACUUCUCGCUGCAACAGCAAAUGUCAAUGCGCCCGCCGCAGAGGAAAAUGGACGAACAGCCCUUCAAGCAGCAGCGGAAGGAGGCCAUCUUCAGGUGGUAG
Penicillium roqueforti is the source of this 3333-nucleotide messenger RNA. RefSeq lists its product as uncharacterized. The record is from RefSeq and is a predicted model, not a curated record. The transcript is spliced from 9 exons. Gene Ontology annotation, molecular function: zinc ion binding; metalloaminopeptidase activity; ATP hydrolysis activity. Gene Ontology annotation, cellular component: fungal-type vacuole. Gene Ontology annotation, biological process: proteolysis. Bases 1 to 3333 code for a protein of 1110 amino acids. NCBI's taxonomy places the organism in Eukaryota, Fungi, Ascomycota, Eurotiomycetes, Eurotiales, Aspergillaceae.